AGGGGGGGUUUCGGUGAGGACUGUGGGAAAGGAGCGUGCCAUCGGAGGCAGAAGAGGAAUGUCUGUCUGUCUGUGUCCAUGUCUCUGCUCUGUUCCUGGCUUCAUUCCUACAAAGAGCGUCAAUGUCCCGCCUGCUGUUCCACCUCUGGAUUUAAGUCGACUGGAUUACCGCUUGGACUCUCAGCUCAUUAUUCCAUGCUGCUUCAUUUAAAUGGGAGGCAAAGUUGGACUUGCGUGGACUGCACAUAUGGUGUCAAACGGUUUGAUUUUUUUCACGCUUUUAAGAGAUUCCUAGCAUUCAAAAUGAUUUCACUUUUCUUCAGUAAAAGUGUUUUUAUAUGUCAAAUAAUUUGAGCUUCUUCUCUUUGGUGUUGUCUAGUCAAAGUAGGUUAGUUAUUUUGCAAUACAAUAUUUUGAACUUGGCUGUUGAGGCGCAUUUUAAUGUGAAAGAUGAGUGGGGAAGAGGGGUAGAAAUAUGUCUCCAUCUUCACCUUUUUAAAAGUCAUUCACUCUAACCUUGGUCUUUCUGUUAUUGCUAUAACUGAAAAUGUGACUGUGGCACUUUUUCAUGUGCUCUGUUAGUGUCAGAUUUGAAUUUUUCGUCAGCGGAGGCUUUACAUUAGAUUGCAGGUGAACUUGCAUCUCUUCCAGUUCUUUCCUCUCCAAGGGAACCCUCAAACUAAACUCUUCCCUGUUAACCCACUUAGACGCCUGAUCUCCCCUGUGGGGGCUUCUCUUAACCGUCUGUCCUACUCUAGUUUUUUGAGGAAAGCAAAAGACAAACCAGAAAAGGGGGUACUGGGAAGGAAGACACCCCCCUCCCAAAGCUGAGAGGGGGGGAAGAUGGCAGCUCUCGCCAGCUCUCUCAUUAGACAGAAACGGGCGGUCAAGGAGGAACAAGGAAACCGACCGGUAGCCAACAAACGCAAGCCCUGUCCUAAGAGCAACAAGUCCUUGUGCCAGAAACAGAUCCUGGUCCUGAUCUCCAAAGUACGACUAUGCGGGGGUCGAAAAAGUCGAAACGAGAAAAGACCGGAGCCACAGCUGAAAGGCAUUGUUACUCGGCUAUACAGCCAACAUGGAUACUACCUGCAGAUGCAGCCUGACGGCACCAUGGACAGCACAAGGGAUGAAAGCAGCUCAUUUUCACAGUUCAAUUUAAUACCGGUGGGACUACGGAUUGUGGCAAUCCAGGGGGCCAAGACAGGAUUAUACCUUGCCAUGAAUAGUGAAGGAUACCUCUAUACCUCGGAGCACUUCACUCCGGAGUGUAAGUUCAAGGAGAGUGUGUUUGAGAACUACUACGUUACAUACUCCUCCAUGCUCUAUCGCCAGACCCAGUCUGGCCGCUCCUGGUAUAUCGGUAUCAACCGUGAUGGCCAGGUCAUGAAGGGCAACCGGGUAAAGAAGACCAAAGGAGCUGCACACUUCCUGCCUAAAGUUAUAGAGGCUUCUAUCUUUGUCACACAGUUGCGAUGUAUAAGGAGCCGUCGCUACAUGAGCUCGCCGCUGAACCGGUGAGUCCUCCUCGGAAGACAGCGAAGACGUCAGAUUCACCGUCCCUGAAGAAUGGACGGAAAGAAGCUCCCAAGGCUGAUGCAUCAUAGCACAGGAGACUGAGGGUGGGACAAAGGGGCAGCAGUGACACUGGGAACACAGUCGCCCAUUAUGCACUGAGGGCGGCUGUGGGAAUGGCCCUCACCGGCCACCAUAUUCCAGAAGUGCACUACAUGAUGCUGGAGAUAAAGGGUCAGCACUCCAUCCAGUAGCCAAGAAGGCCUGAGAGAAGAGUCCCCCCCCCCCUCACCUGUCCCCGCAGAAAGGGAGCCCAGGGCCAGAGCCAGAACUACUACUACACCCCCCCCUCCCCCUCCCACCGUUUGUCUCUUUCUCUGCUCCUCCUGUGACUUCCUAAUGCACAGUCUCCUUCAUUUCUCUAUCGUGCUCAAGCUUCUUUGUCCCACUGACAAUUUCAUCUUUUUCUCACAUGCCUACCAACCGCCUGCUCUAUUGUACAGUAUAUUCACCACUCACGCAAUUCCAGCGCUGACUCGGCAUCACAAUGCCCACCCUUGGGCCCCCUCUUGAGCCCUAAAGUUGGUGACAGCGUGGCUCAGCCAGCUUUCCGACCCACCAUCUGCCGACCAGCUAAGCUAAUCACAGAGGGCAACAAAAGCUCAAAGUGGAAUGAAACAGCUCAGAGAGGAAAGAUAUCCGCAGGGAUCCUGGAUCGGGUCAGGUCGGCUGAGCGAGAUGAGGCUGUGUGGACAAAAUAAUGUAUGGCAUUAAAACUAUUUUUUUGUUUUUCUUGUUUGAAUAUUUCAACCAAUCCUGUGAUGAAAAAAUGGGAAUUCAUGACAGUCCAGAUAGAAACGGGGAUAAGAUAAAAACUCAGGCUGUAGAUGAUGAUUAAGAUGAAAGCAAUGCUCAAAAUAUAGGAUCAAAACGAUUGCAAAGCGGUGAUGAUGUUAAAAAAAGAAUGGUGAUACUGACAAGAUCAGGAUUUCAGAAUUCCAGGAGACGUGUAUGAUAGAAAAUGUAUAAAGCUCACAAGAGAGGCACUGCUUGAAUAAGUGUCAUUGAAAAAAAUAA
This is a messenger RNA of Sander lucioperca (pikeperch), 2592 nucleotides long. It is a transcript of the gene fgf11b, whose product is annotated as fibroblast growth factor 11b. Gene Ontology annotation, biological process: regulation of cell migration; animal organ morphogenesis; positive regulation of cell population proliferation. The transcript has 6 exons. Gene Ontology annotation, cellular component: cytoplasm. Bases 844 to 1521 code for a protein of 225 amino acids. Lineage: Eukaryota; Metazoa; Chordata; Actinopteri; Perciformes; Percidae. The record is from RefSeq and is a predicted model, not a curated record. Gene Ontology annotation, molecular function: growth factor activity; fibroblast growth factor receptor binding.